Messenger RNA from Prunus persica (peach), 1157 nucleotides. RefSeq lists its product as uncharacterized. NCBI's taxonomy places the organism in Eukaryota, Viridiplantae, Streptophyta, Magnoliopsida, Rosales, Rosaceae. Bases 282 to 944 code for a protein of 220 amino acids. The transcript has 3 exons. The record is from RefSeq and is a predicted model, not a curated record.
UUCAGGAUCUUGUGCUAGACUUUUCUGCACAAUCACACAAAUUGUUACAUUUGGGAAAUGGGUUUUCUAAAGCUUCUGGUUUCAGUAAAUUUCGGGCUCUCAAAAAUCUUUCUUUGAAUAGCAUUGGGGUGACCAGGGGAGAUAUUGGGUUUGUGUUGUCAACCUGCCCUUGUCUUGAGAAAUUGAAAGUUUCUAACUGCCGAAAUCUGACAAGUGUCACUAUUGUGGGCUCACAUUUUGCUUUGAAAUUGAAGUCUUUAGCUAUAGAAUGUUGGCAUAGUAUGGACAGCAUCGAGAUUUUGGACGCAAAUAUUGUAUCAUUUUCCUAUUCUGGGAAUCCUUUGAAAUUGGUGCUGAGCAAUGUCCCUUUGCUCGUUGUAGUGUCGAUAUCAGAGCGUGACAACAUCCUUACUGAUGAUUACAGGGGUCUGAUAUUCAAUCAACUUUCAGGCUGUCUUUCUCAGCUCCAUACUCUUGGAUUAGAUUUGAAUGGAAUGGUUGAUAUGGAAGUAUUUUCUGUUCAAACAUUACCAAAUAUCAAGCAUCUGGAAUUGGAAGUGUUGGGAGAGGAUAUUCUGAUUCUUGAACAAAUAAAUUGUUUCAUGAAAGCAUGUUCUUACCUGGAGAAGCUUGUGCUAAAGAUGCAAUUCAUAUUUCCAGAAGUAAAUCUUAAGGAGGCUUCUAACACUUGCUCCCAUCAUCACCUGGAGGUUGUGGAAAUUGUUGGGUAUCGUGGUCGUCAAAGUGCUGUCAAAAUUCUCAUGCUCUUGAUGGAGACUGCUGUUUCUCUUAAAAAGGUUGUGAUAAAUCCUGUCCGACAAUUAAUUCGUGGUGAAUCAGUGGAUGAGAGUGAUGAAGUGGUGGAGGAAGAAGAGGCAAGACGACAUGCUUUACACGAGCUUAGAAGGGAAGUGCCUGCUGCUAUAAUUUUCGGAUGCCUCUAGCUCUAGUUAGUAAUACUACUUUACUUUCUGUUUGGCAAAUAUAUUGUAUGCAAUGUACAUGUCAUUGGUUUUAGAUAUACCAAGCAUCCUUUGUAGUAUCUUACUGUACAACUAAGAGGUGUUAAGGGUUUUUGGACCUGUAUAUGUACCCUUCAGAAUUUAGAUGUGUACCUGAUAUAAGAGAGAUGGAAUUUUCUGUUCUUUUUGUUGGAA